CGGUCCCCUCUCGGCGCCUCUAUCGCACGCCAGCCGCCGGGAAGCGAGAGCGGGCGCCGGCCGGCGGCCGCUGCCUCUGACAGACCCACCGGUCGAGGCUCCGCGCCCAUCAGCAGCACGCGGCCGCCAUGGCGGCGCGGAGGAGCCCCCCGCGGGAGCGGGAGCGGCAACGACCUCGCGACCCCGCCGCAGGAAAUGACCAAGUUCACUCCUGGACGCUCGUCACCAGCCAAGCCUUAGAUGCCGCGUGGAGAGUAGCAAAGGGGUCAGUGACGUUGGCAGUUUCAUUUCUGGUGGGCACCCUCUGCUACUUCAGAAGGCUACAUUUAUAUUUAGGGCACUGGCUGAAAAGGUGGAUUGGAUAUCUGCAGAGGAGAUUCAAAAGGAACCUCAGCGUGGAGGCAGAAGUUGAUAUACUCAGUUAUUGUGCAAGAGAAUGGAAAGGAGAGACACCCCAUGCCAAGCUGAUGAGGAAGGCUUACAAGGAACUGUUUUGGCAGCGGCACAUUAAAUGUGUUCGACAAGUAAGGAGAGACAACUACGACGCACUAAGGUCGGUGCUCUUCCAAGUCUUCAGCCAGGGCCUCUCUUUCCCAUCCUGGAUGAAAGAGAAAGAUAUUGCGAAGCUUCCUGAAAAACUGCUCUUUUCACAAGGUUGUAAUUGGAUCCAGCAAUACAGUUUUGGUCCUGAGAAGUAUACAGGUUCGAAUGUGUUUGGAAAAUUACGUAAAUGUGUGGAAUUAUUGAAAACACAGUGGACUGAAUUUAGUGGAAUUAAAGAUUAUCACAAGCGAGGAAGCAUGUGCAACGCCCUUUUUUCUGAUGCUAUCCUGGAGUGUAAACUUUACGAAGCUCUGAAGUUCAUCAUGCUCUAUCAAGUCACUGAGGCUUAUGAACAAAUGAAGACCACAAAUGUCAUUCCCAGUCUUUUUCGACUCCUGUUUACCCGGGAAACCUCUUCCGACCCUUUGAGCUUCAUGAUGAAUCACCUGAACUCUGUAGGUGACACGUGUGGACUAGAGCAGAUUGAUAUGUUUGUACUUGGAUACUCCCUGGAAGUAAAGAUAAAAGUGUUCAGACUGUUCAGGUUUAACUCCAGAGACUUUGAAGUCUGCUACCCAGAGGAGUCGCUCAGGGAGUGGCCGGAGGUCUCCCUGCUGACUGAGAAUGACCGCCACUAUCACAUUCCUGUCUUUUAAGUCUGCCUGGGCCGGGCACCAGCUCUCGCCAGUGACAGUGGUCACACUUGCAAGUAAUGUUUCUAGAAAAGCAAAGCUAGUAUUGCUGCCAUUGGAGGAAUCGGGACCUCCCUUUCCAGGAUUACAGGUACACUGGACGGAGACCCACGUGCCUUCCCUUUGUUUCCAGUGAUUUCCUCCAGAGCCCCUGCACUAAUGUAUUUGUGGGUUGGUGGUUUGACCUUGUUUGUAAAGGCUCUGGUCAUUUCACCCACAACAGAGCACAAGGACAUUUAGUUUGGGAAGAACAACAACAGGAAGAAAGCGAGAAGAAAACAAGUAGGGGAAAAGGACUAAAGGGAAAGAAUUUCUUUGUCUAUAAUCUUUAUGUUCUUUGUUAAGAAUCUUAUCUUUGACUGAUUUUGGAUCUUCAUAAACAUGGCCUUAUUUUAUAAGCAUUACCUUCCCAGGAAUAUCUAUGGUAUAUUAAUUUUCCAGAACCAUUCGAUUAACUUUAAAAUUGUGUGUGUGUGUGUGUGUGUGUGUGUGUGUAUUUACACUCACACACACAUAAACAUGUAUAAUUUUAUAUAUAUAUAUCUAAACACAUACGUACACAUAGCCACUACUUUGUAAUGUUGUACAAUUUGUUUUACAUCAUCUCUUUACUUUUUUUUUUUCUUUACUAUCGCAUCUGGCUAGUUUAAUAUGUUUUAUAUAGAUCAGAGAUAAGUUCUGUAGAUUAAGGCAACUGAAUGACAAUUAUUGUACUGUCACAAAAAUAUUAAACGGUGUAUUUAAUGUGUAUUUACAUGUGUAUUUAAUGUGUGUAGGGAGAAUCCUGCAUCCUAAUCCCCAGAACCUGUAAAUAUGUUGGGUUAAAUGGCAAAGGAGAAUAAGGUUGCAGGUGGAAUUAAGGGACUAAUCCACUGACCUUGAAAUAGGGAGAGUAGUCUGGGUUCUGCAGGUGGGCCCAACAUAAUCACAAGGGUCCUUAAAGUGGAAGAGGGACUUGGGAGAGUGUCAGUCAGAGGGAAAUGUGAGGUAUGGAAGGACAGUCAGAGACAGAUGCAACACUGCUGGCGUUGGUUACUUACAGCAGAU
This is a messenger RNA of Balaenoptera musculus (blue whale), 2282 nucleotides long. RefSeq names its product OTU deubiquitinase with linear linkage specificity like (gene OTULINL). Gene Ontology annotation, molecular function: cysteine-type deubiquitinase activity. The record is from RefSeq and is a predicted model, not a curated record. The transcript has 8 exons. The coding region runs from base 129 to 1199 and encodes 356 amino acids. Gene Ontology annotation, cellular component: cytoplasm. Lineage: Eukaryota; Metazoa; Chordata; Mammalia; Artiodactyla; Balaenopteridae. Gene Ontology annotation, biological process: protein linear deubiquitination.